Messenger RNA from Chenopodium quinoa (quinoa), 995 nucleotides. RefSeq names its product stress-response A/B barrel domain-containing protein UP3-like. NCBI's taxonomy places the organism in Eukaryota, Viridiplantae, Streptophyta, Magnoliopsida, Caryophyllales, Amaranthaceae. The record is from RefSeq and is a predicted model, not a curated record. The transcript has a single exon. The coding region runs from base 32 to 820 and encodes 262 amino acids.
CUCACUCAAACUCAAUAACCCCAAACCCGAAAUGCUCUGCGCAACAACUCGCCCACUCUUCACCACCCCCACCACCCACUUCGCCACCACUCGCCGCCCUCUCCUCCGCCGCAUCUCUCUCUCCACCACCACCACCCGCGCCACAAUGUCCACCACCACUAACUCCACCAUCGAACACAUCGUCCUCUUCAACGUCAAACCCACCGCAGACACCACCCAACUCUCCGCCAUGCUCACCGGCCUCAACUCCCUCACCACCCUCCCUAUGGUCCUCCACCUCACCGCCGGAAAAAUCCAUCGAAACCGCUCUUCUUCCCUCUCCUUCACCCACAUCCUCCACAGUCGCUACCGCACCAAACAAGAUCUCGCCGACUAUUCCGCUCACCCUGAUCAUCUAUCCGUCGUUCGAACCAGCGUUUUGCCCAUUUGCGACGACCUUUUGGCCGUCGAUUGGGUCGCGGAGAAUCUCGAUGGUCCCACUGGGGUUAAACCUGGUUCCGCCAUUAGAGUUCAGUUGAUUAAGCUUAAAGAAGGGGUUGAAGAGGAGAAAAAGGGGGAAGUGGUUGAAAUGAUUGGGAGAUUGAAGGGGAGGAUUAGCGGAAUUGAGCAAUCUUCCGUUGGGGUGAAUUUUUCGCCUGCGAGAGCUAAAGGGUUUGAGGUUUGCUCAAUUGGGGUUUUUGGUGGGGUUAGUGAUUUGGAUUCUCAUGAUGCUGAUUCUGAUCCUUCUAAUGAGAAACAUAAGGUUAGGGAUUCUGUUGAUUCUCUUGCCAUUGUUGAUUAUGUUGUUCCGUCGCCUUCGAGUCAGUCUGCUAGUCUUUGAUUCAUGAUCAUCAUGUAGUUUGUUUGUUGUAUGGGAUUAACAAUAAACAAUUUGAUCAUGUAUUAGUAGCAUACUUGUUGGUUAAUGUGAUUUUGUUAAGUGAAUAAGACACUGGAUAAUCCAAAUUUGAUGGCUAAUUAAUGAUGGGAGUUAUGAUAUUGAUAUUUUCAUGCAA